Messenger RNA from Blepharisma stoltei, 555 nucleotides. The record is from the annotation of a GenBank genome assembly. Lineage: Eukaryota; Ciliophora; Heterotrichea; Heterotrichida; Blepharismidae.
AUGAUUUCUUCGGGUGUUCCCAGAUUUGAUCUAAAGCCCCAAGAACUAGGAUCAAGGCCUCGUCUGAUAUCUCAAGAAAGCUAUGACUGCGGAAUGAACUUCAACGACAACUCAGACUUUGAACCCAGCUCGCCUUCUGAGCAGAAAACUGAAGAAUCUUUGCCUUUAAUUUGUCUGCCCAAGCUUGAAAUUUCUCAUGGUGUUUUGGAAGCUAAGGACUCUAUUGUGACAUCACACUGUGUAUAUGAGCACGAAAGAUUAGGAUUUACCCCGCUUUCUCAUACGAUCUGUAGUGAUGGAGGAAAUAGUGUAUCUGAAGACGAUUUUUCAUUUGGGAUGGAUAUGGACUUAGAAACAAAUUAUAAUCCUUUUCAAGAGCCUACUGAGAUAAUCUCAGAAGAUAUCAAAGCUGCAAUAUAUAAAAGAUAUUGCGAUAUGGCUAACAAUGUCAAGUUGUUCAAUUUUCGUGGAGAGAAAAUAUCUCUCUAUGAACAGCUUUCUGAACUCCAAACAAGGAUGAAAGGAUUUAGAGAGACAAGAUUAAAGCUUAGAUAA